Fomitopsis serialis is the source of this 1878-nucleotide messenger RNA. Its product is annotated as mitochondrial amino-acid acetyltransferase. Gene Ontology annotation, molecular function: arginine binding; L-glutamate N-acetyltransferase activity, acting on acetyl-CoA as donor. Gene Ontology annotation, biological process: L-arginine biosynthetic process. Gene Ontology annotation, cellular component: mitochondrial matrix. The transcript has 3 exons. The coding region runs from base 1 to 1878 and encodes 625 amino acids. The record is from RefSeq and is a predicted model, not a curated record. NCBI's taxonomy places the organism in Eukaryota, Fungi, Basidiomycota, Agaricomycetes, Polyporales, Fomitopsidaceae.
AUGAUCCCGCCCGCCGUCCGCCAGGGUACCUGCAGGAUAGCGCCUGCUGCGACUCAGUCCCGCUCUGCGCAGACGUUCAGGGCCUUCUAUGCUACAAUACGAAACAACUGGCGGCAACCGUCAGCUCCCGCAGAGCCUGAGGAUGUCGAUCCUUCAGAAAAGGACUUCAUAAUGUCUAUCUUGCGCGCGAAUCCUUCUCUGCGCGACACCCGGUCCUAUCUAGCCUCAUUUGGUCCGCGUCCUAAGCCUCCAUCGCCUGCCCCAGCGAAACGUACGGAAGAGUCCGCCCCCACCGCUAUUCAAGAUCGCAAGACGAAGGAUGUUGUCCCGCCGGACAUCGCCCAGCGACUGCAGAGUCCAGUCGUCGCGUCGAUUCUCAACCCCAUCGUGCGGCGCACGGCACUGGUCAAGGUCCAGGCGCCGUUCACCGACCGACAGCUGGAGAGUGUCGCGACCGGCAUGGUUUACCUCGAGAAGCUAGGCCUCGUCAGCGUCAUAGUCGUCGAAAACGACAGCCUGCCGAAGGGAGAGGCGGGCGAGCGCGCUGCGCUGUUGGAGGAGACGAUGCGCGUCGUGAACGCACUCGAGAAGCAGGGCGCAAAGGCGCGUCCGGUGCUUGGCGCUGUCGUCCGUCUUGGGCCCAAACCAGAGGACGACGAGCUCGCAGCACAGCAGCGCGGAUUCGCCGUCCCCGAGGCGCACACCUUCCCUUCUGACCUGGUCCACAUACGCUCUGCGCUCCACGCAGGCGAGAUCCCCGUGCUCCCGCCCCUCGCGCUCGACUCGUUCUGCCGCUCUGUACGGGUUGACGCGAACGACGUCGUCGCUGCGCUUACCCGGGGUAUGGUAGAAGUGGCGGCUCAGGACGGACGUGGUCGGGACCCGGGCUUCGAUGGAGAAUCUGAGGACAUGGAUUUGACACCGCUGCGCCUCAUGAUCAUCAACAAAGAAGGCGGGGUCCCUUCGUACGCGCGCUCUGGGCUCCCUCACCUUCUCGUCAACCUCAACGCUGAGUAUCCUUACAUUCACAACACCUUCGAUCCUCGCUGGCACGCCUCGCACCCUACGGCUUUGUCUAAUCUGGCCCUUGCUCGCACAUGUCUCGAAUAUAUGCCUCCCUCUUCGUCCGCUGUCAUGGUAUCCCACCGCUCGCCGAGCUCCCUCAUCGCCAACCUCGUCACGAACAAGCCCGCCGUCAGCUCCAGCCUUCCGCAUGCUUUGCUACAGGGUAACCGCAAACUCACCCCUGCUACCCCCACACUCCUUCGGCGCGGAUUGCCCAUUCGCGUCAUCCGCACAGUCGCCGACGUCGACAAGGUGAAGCUGAAGGCACUCCUAGAGCAGUCCUUCCAGCGCAUCCUCGACGAGGAGUCCUUCUGGCACCGGCUCGAGACGCACCUCGACUACGUGAUCGUCGCAGGCGACUACGCCGGCGCCGCCGUCGUCACGCGCGAAGGCGGGCACGGCCCCGACGGCGAGCCCAUCACCUACCUCGACAAGUUCGCGGUGCUGCCGAGCCACCAGGGCGACGGCACGGUGGACUUCCUCUGGGUCGCGCUGCACGACGAGUCGUACGGCCUCGGCCUGCCGUUCUCCGCGAACCCAAACGGGGGCAAGGAGGGCAAGGGCGAGGGCUGCGACCUCGUCUGGCGGAGCCGCGCGGACAACCCCGUGAACAAGUGGUACUUCGAGCGCAGCUCGGGGCAUAUCCGCAUGGGCCGCUGGGUGCUGUUCUGGUGCGACGCGGAGGUGCGCUUGAAGACGAUUGAGGGCCGCCGCGGCAGCCAGGGGCUGUCGUACGUGGAGGACUGGGAGCAUGGCCGGCUCACGCACUGGGCCGACGUCGUCGACAAGAUACCUUCGAGCUGGAAAAAGUAG